Molecule: messenger RNA, 2254 nt
Organism: Panicum hallii
Lineage: Eukaryota; Viridiplantae; Streptophyta; Magnoliopsida; Poales; Poaceae
Exons: 3
Coding region: 1003-2037 (344 amino acids)
Source: RefSeq, a predicted model, not a curated record
CGCGAGGAAAUUGCUGGGCUUUUUAACUUGCGUCCUUCUCUGUGCUCGUCUCCGCCCUCUGUUGCGUCCGUCGUCUCCCACUCCGUCGUCACCAGCGCCCCUCCUAGCGCUCGCCGCCGGGAUCCGGCCCCUCCCGCGCCCGCCUCGGCGACUCCGUCCCCCCGGUCUAGGUUACAGCAUGUUCCACGAAAGCAAUGGAGAUCCAUUUCGUGAGUUCGUUGGUGUGUCAAUUGCUAGCCUCAUUUUUACUGUAGAUGUAGAUGAUCCAGCAUUCUGACAGGCAAUUCCAGUCAAUUGCUUUAACAAGGUCGUGAUUCUUUGCCUGAGGUGCAGGUAAAGAGCUGCUGCUUAAUUCUUUGUGCAUUGCUGAGUGGAUAAGGUGAUUUUAGUUUAGAAGGAAGGGGCAUGCUUUUGCCACCAACGUUGGCUUCAAAGUGGUAAAUUAUGGACCAAACUGUGGCAAAGAGGAUCCUUUGCCAAGGGCCAUCCAUGUGCUAGUGGUAUCUGUACUGAUAAUGGGGUGGACAAAGAGGAAAAGUAAAACUAAAGAAGCUACCUUUGCUUCAAAUUCUUUUCUUGCGUUGGUAACUUGGCAUUUCUCAAAAGGACGGAAUCAUUGGCUCAAAUGCAGAAUCAUUUGAUUCCCUUUAAUUAAAAAGUCAUCUAUUGUUGUUUUUCCCUUCUAAUCUUGCAGAUCUGAGAUGAGGCAUGAGAUGCUCCAUGUGAGCGAUACUUAGCUCAUAUCUGGAUCAUGCUUGUGACUUUUUUUAAUGUGGAAUGUAGAUCACAUCUAACAUGCUCCAUUGAUUUGAUUAUUUAAUGUAUUCAGUUGAUCCAACUGCCUAUUUCUUUAUCUGCCUGCCCGACCAGUUUGGACCCCAUAAAGUCUAUAUCUAACUUAUUGUGCCUUGUUUGCUUUAUCCACAAUUCUGGAUCUGAAGUUCCUUAGCUUGUCGAAAGGUCUUGCUGUGGUAAAGCUGCAUUUCUCUGAUUUCUGAGAAAAUGGCAAGAAGUGCGAGAGCAAGGAGGCAUGUAGCUCGUCAGCUCAGGCCCACCCCGUAUCCCAUUCCUUCAAACCGAUGGAAGCCGAUGAAAGAAUCCAACCAAAAGAAACCAUUGCCAGCCUUGCAGAAGAUGGAUUGGGAAGAUGCCAAUUGCUCUGUGUGCAUGGAAUACCCCCAUAAUGCUGUGCUCAUCCUCUGUUCAUCUCAUGAUAAGGGCUGCCGCCCUUACAUGUGUGGAACUAGCUACCGCCACUCGAAUUGCCUGGAUCAGUUCAAGAAAGCCUACACCAAGGGUGCAUUGCUUGAGGAACUUCCGGCAAAUGGUGUUGGCACUAACCUGGAUUCAGCACCUUUGACUGCAGGUGAAAAAACUGAGUCCAUUGACCUUGCAUGCCCAUUGUGCCGUGGCAAGGUGAAAGGUUGGACAGUGGUAGAACCAGCCCGAAGCUAUCUCAAUGGAAAACGGAGAACGUGCAUGCAGGAUGGUUGUUCAUUUGUAGGAACCUACAAGGAGCUCCGCAAGCAUGUCAAGUCGGAACACCCUCUUGCAAAGCCAAGGGAAGUGGAUCCUGUCCUUGAGCAGAAGUGGAGAUUGCUCGAGAUCGAAAGAGAGCGGCAGGAUGCACUCAGUACAAUUACUGCAACAAUGGGGAGGGCUGUUGUUCUUGGUGAUUAUGUGCUAGACUUGGAGGAUGGAGUGGACCUGGAGGAUGUAGAAAGUGAUGCUGAUGUUGAUGAUGGCCAUGGGACAGAAAACACUCGAAGGAUGCUAUUAUUUAUUAUGCGCCAAGUUGCUCAACAUCAUCAAAACCAAAGGCUUCAGAAUGCAACCGGUGCAUCUGACAAUGCUGAGGAUGAUUAUGUGGUGAGCAGCGGUGCCAAUGGAACCACACCAUACUCUUACCCCUUGGAAGGGGAGGAUGAGGAUGAUGUGGUUGUGGCUGGAGGUAGAAGCACUGAUGUGCUCAGACCAGAGCGGCGGCGCCGCCGCCGCCGCAGGAACCGUGGAAGAUUGUUCUUAGGUGCUAAUUGAGAGUACAGGUGGGGUUAACCACCAGAGGAGUACAUGCACAAAUGCUUCCCUGGUGCCUAGCAUUCAUCAAUUUCAGCCUCAAUUUACUUGUUCAUGAUCAUGUACCAAGUAGUUGUGUUAACAUCAGCUCAUUGUUUCUCAUCAAUGUAUGUUAUCUCACAUUCUUUGUUGAAAAGGAAAACACCGCAUCCAUCUUUUGCGGUUUGCGUAGCCUCUA